AUGGACAUUUCGUAUGACCGCCGCGGCGAAUACAGCCCCGCAAACGUGGGAGCGACCAACACCGAAACCAUUGAAAUGGCCGAACCGAGUCCAUCAUACACUACAGGCUCUAGGACGGGCCGGGAAAGCAGCCUGUACCCGGACGGCCCACGUCAUACGCGUGAUCACUCCACAAACCCGCUGAUGAAAACAGCAAGCGAGACUUCGAGCACAGUCAAUGAAGAAGAGCCCGAUUUACCACUCGGCAAAGCCAUCCGCCAGUACCCCAAGGUGGUUGCAUACGCUUUGUCACUGACAAUCAUUGUCAUCGGAUGGGGUUACGCCUUGGUAAUCGUCGGCACCAUCGUUGCUGUUGAGCCUUUCCAACAUGACUACGGCGAGAUCUUCGAGGACGAAUGGAUUAUUCCAUCUCUUUGGAUCUCUCUAUGGUCUGCAGCUAUUCCACUAGGCAUGGCGUUUGGUUCCGUUUUCGCUGGUUGGUUCCAGGACAGAGUCGGUCGUCGAGUCAGUUUACGGACGGGCAGCAUCAUCUGCGCUGUAGGUGUUGCCGGCAUCUUCUUCUCCUAUCUACCCGCCAACAUCAACGCCAUGCGAUCCAUGUUCUUCGUCGGCAAGCUCGUCCAAGGCCUGGCGAUCGGUAUCCUGAAAGUCACGGCAAUGACUUACAUUUCUGAAACGGCGCCGACCGCGUUGCGUGCAUCUGCUAUGGGGCUCGUACCCACCGGCAACCUCGUCGGUCAACUGCUGGGGUCUAUCGUCCUCUUUGUCUUGAAUAAGUACCCUGGGCGCUCCGGCUAUCUCGCCUCCUUUGGAUCACAGUGGACCUUGGCUCUUGUUCCAUUCAUCCUCUCCAUCAUUCUCCCUGAGAGCCCAGCGUUCCUGGAAGAGAAAGGGCUCUCAGACCAAGCAAUGGAGUCUGCGCGAAAGCUCUACGCCCCUCGAGCCGACGCUUUGAAAGCCUUGAAGAAGAUCAGAGCCAGCAUCGAGGAGGAGAAGGAAGUGUCUGUAGGCGCUACAUACCUUACGUGCUUCCAAGGAACCCAUCUUCGCCGCACCAUGAUCGUGUUUAUGGCCAAUCUGUUCCCCGCGAUGUUUGGCCUUGACCUCAUCGCCAAGUCAAGCUAUUUUCUCCAGACCAUCGGCAUGGCGUCUGGUACCAGUUUGAUGAUACUCAUCGGUGGCAUCGUCGCUGGCACCUUUGCCAAUCUCGCUGGCAUGUGGGUCCUAUCCCGCGUGGGCCGGAGGAAAAUCACCCUCGUUUCACUGAUCGUGGCCAACAUCCUGUGGGUUGGGGUUAGUAUCUCGGGGUUCUGGAGGGGGCCAGUCGUCGCUUAUUUCACUGCUGGUGGAUGUAUUGCCAUCAUCGUGGUUUGCGGCAUGGGCGUGUGGCCUGCGGGCUACGCCGUCGUGGGCGAGACCAGCUCCUUGAGACUUCGCGCCAAGACACAAGGUUUGGGUGGAGUGGUCCAACAGGCUUCUUCGGUUGUCUUGAGUAUCAUUCUCCCGUAUCUGUUCAACAAAGACGCCGGUAAUUUGGGUGCCAAGACGGGAUGUUUGUACGUGGGGUUGUGUGCUAUCGCGGUCGUGCUCUGCUUUUUCUUCCUUCCGGAAAUGAAAGGGCGAAGUGUGAUCGAAAUUGAUCGCAUGUUCGAUUUGAAGCUACCAGCCCGCGAGUUCAAGAGUUGGAGAGCGGACGAGGAGGCGAGGUGA
This is a messenger RNA of Colletotrichum chrysophilum, 1710 nucleotides long. RefSeq lists its product as uncharacterized. Gene Ontology annotation, biological process: transmembrane transport; carbohydrate transport. NCBI's taxonomy places the organism in Eukaryota, Fungi, Ascomycota, Sordariomycetes, Glomerellales, Glomerellaceae. Bases 1 to 1710 code for a protein of 569 amino acids. The record is from RefSeq and is a predicted model, not a curated record. The transcript has a single exon. Gene Ontology annotation, molecular function: carbohydrate:proton symporter activity. Gene Ontology annotation, cellular component: membrane.